AUGUCUCUCCUUUCUUCGUUUGCAAUUAUUGUCGUAACAAUGGCAUUUGUGAAUGCUGUCGUAUACUCAAACGAGGAUAAUCGGUUUAUGAAUCAGCAAGGCGUUGGUACUUACGAGAAUUUCCUUAUUGUCCCCUCUGAAAUUGGAAAAUUCAAACGAUCUUUUGGUAUGACGUGUGUAAUGACAAUGUCGGGAUGUUUUACAUCAUCACAAGCCGAACGAUACAGAAGAUACAUGGAGAAUGUGCGAUUCAUUCCAAAACCAUAA
This is a messenger RNA of Caenorhabditis bovis, 267 nucleotides long. The record is from the annotation of a GenBank genome assembly. NCBI's taxonomy places the organism in Eukaryota, Metazoa, Nematoda, Chromadorea, Rhabditida, Rhabditidae.